AUGCCGCAGCUGGACUCGGGCGGGGGCGGCGCAGGCGGCGGCGACGACCUCGGCGCGCCCGACGAGCUGCUGGCCUUCCAAGACGAGGGCGAGGAACAGGACGAUAAGAGCCGCGACAGCGCCGCGGGCCCCGAGCGCGACCUGGCCGAGCUCAAAUCGUCGCUAGUCAAUGAGUCCGAGGGCGCGGCGGGCGGCGCGGGGAUCCCGGGGGCCGGCACCGGGGCCCGCGGCGAGGCUGAGGUCGGGGCCGAGGCUCUCGGGCGGGAACACACUUCGCAGAGACUUUUCCCUGACAAACUUCCAGAAUCUCUGGAGGACGGCCUGAAGGCCCCGGAGUGCGCCAGCGGCAUGUACAAAGACACCGUCUACUCCGCCUUCAAUCUGCUCAUGCAUUACCCACCCCCCUCCGGAGCAGGGCAGCACCCCCAGCCGCAACCCCCACUGCACAACAAGACCAGUCAGCCCGCCCAUGGAGUCCCCCAACUCUCUCCUCUCUAUGAGCAUUUCAGCAGCCCACACCCGACACCUGCACCGGCCGACAUCAACCAGAAGCAAGUUCACAGGCCUCUGCAGACCUCCGACCUCUCUGGCUUCUAUUCUCUGACCUCAGGCAGCAUGGGACAGCUCCCACACACUGUGAGCUGGCCCAGCCCUCCUCUCUACCCCUUGUCCCCCUCCUGCGGAUAUAGACAGCACUUCCCUGCCCCCACUGCUGCCCCUGGCGCCCCCUACCCCAGGUUCACCCACCCAUCCCUGAUGUUAGGUUCUGGCGUACCUGGUCACCCAGCAGCCAUUCCCCACCCAGCCAUUGUGCCCACCUCAGGGAAGCAGGAACUGCAGCCCUACGAUCGCAGCCUGAAGACACAGGCAGAAUCCAAGGCAGAGAAGGAAACCAAGAAGCCAACCAUCAAGAAGCCACUCAACGCCUUUAUGCUGUACAUGAAGGAGAUGAGAGCCAAGGUCAUCGCAGAGUGCACACUCAAGGAGAGUGCUGCCAUCAACCAGAUCCUGGGCCGCAGGUGGCACGCACUGUCACGAGAAGAGCAGGCCAAGUAUUACGAGUUGGCCCGCAAGGAGAGGCAGUUACACAUGCAACUAUACCCAGGCUGGUCAGCGCGAGACAACUAUGGGAAGAAGAAGAGACGGUCCAGGGAAAAGCAUCAAGAAUCCAACACAGGAGGAAAAAGAAAUGCAUUCGGUACUUACCCGGAGAAGGCCGCUGCCCCAGCCCCGUUCCUUCCGAUGACAGUACUCUAGGCUGCUCCGGGUCCCCAGCCCCCCAGGAUUCACCCUCAUACCUCCUGCUGCCCCACUUCCCCACAGCACUACUUGCUAGCCCUGCGGAGCCGGCGCCUACAUCACCAGCUCUCUCAGCGGCUCUCAGCCUCCCAGCCCCGUGGGCCCCCGCAGGCCCCCAGCAGUGCCCUGCAGAGUACACAGGUACAGCAACAGGAAUUUCGGAGACAGGCAGCCUAGCAUGCACAGGACACCUGGCCUCCAGGGACCCACUCUUUGAGAAGCAGAGACAGAGCCCCAAAGCAUGUGGAAACCAGCCAGGGGCCCUGUUAACUCCUGAAGGUCCAGGUGGUGGUGAUUUCAGAGGCUGCACAACUUCUGCCUGAACCUGGGGCCAUCAAUUCAGACUGCUCCAAGUGGUGCAUCACAUCUGUGUUAGCAGCUGAUUAAGGGCACCUCCUGUGCCUUGUGGCAGCCUGCAUCUAUUCUUACUACCGUCCAUCUUGCUAGCCGGAUGCCCCCACCUCCCUUUUCUGCUACAGGUCAUAGAUGGGCUGGAUUGAGCUCAGCUGCCUUCCCUACCCUGUAUCCCCAGCACUCCUCCCCCUCCGCCACUGCUGCACCCUCCCCAUACCAGGCACUGCAUGGACCAAGAGCUGGUUUAUCAAACAUGUGGACCUGGCACAGCCACAAAGCUCAAGAUGACCGUGCUUUUCUCAAGGGCCUAGAAAAGCCAUGUUUUACAGAAAAUUUGUAUGCUGGACCAGAGAAACCCUGCCACAUUCUCAGGAGCUUGUGAGUAGAGGGGAUGGAAUAGGCCUAACAGGAGCUAGAGUGACAGGCCUAAAUAAGUUUAGGCCUGUCACUCUAGGCAACAGAAAAACCUGACACUACCUUAAUCAGGCAAGUGUGAGUGGUGGGGACUAUCUGGCUCUCUAGUUCAAAUUACUUGGAAAUGAUUCCUGAGAAACGGAAUCACCUAAGAAGCCCUGAUAGCAAAGCCCCAAACCUGUUACUUGUGGCUGUAGUCAGCAGUUCAAAGUCAUGGCCCAAAAUCUGGUUUACAUCCCUCCCCAUUCUGAGAGCCUUUUUCACAGAUCCAUUUCCAGCUUAUCCACCUCAGUCUAGCCAGCUCUUGGGCAGUGGUGAGAGGGCAAACCAAACCAGGCCAGCUUCAGUUUCCCUAUGGGGCCUUGGGAAGGAGGACCAUUACAGCCAAAACAAG
Molecule: messenger RNA, 2461 nt
Organism: Pteronotus mesoamericanus
Lineage: Eukaryota; Metazoa; Chordata; Mammalia; Chiroptera; Mormoopidae
Gene: TCF7
Product: transcription factor 7
Exons: 11
Coding region: 1-1257 (418 amino acids)
Biological process (GO): canonical Wnt signaling pathway; regulation of transcription by RNA polymerase II
Cellular component (GO): beta-catenin-TCF complex; chromatin
Molecular function (GO): DNA-binding transcription factor activity, RNA polymerase II-specific; RNA polymerase II cis-regulatory region sequence-specific DNA binding
Source: RefSeq, a predicted model, not a curated record